Molecule: messenger RNA, 2855 nt
Organism: Zymoseptoria tritici IPO323
Lineage: Eukaryota; Fungi; Ascomycota; Dothideomycetes; Mycosphaerellales; Mycosphaerellaceae
Exons: 2
Coding region: 1-2691 (896 amino acids)
Cellular component (GO): plasma membrane
Molecular function (GO): calcium-activated cation channel activity
Source: RefSeq, a predicted model, not a curated record
AUGUCGAGCAACCAGGGCUCCAACCGCGAUGGCGCCUCGUCGCUGUCCGGCCUCGUGUCGACCCUCAUUCCUACCUUUCUCAUCUCCAUCGUCGUGGUCUGCGCCUUCCUGGUGCUCCGCAGCAGAUUCGAGCGUGUCUACCACCCACGCAGUUUCUUGGGGACAUUGUACCGCAACGAGCAGUCGCCAUAUCCCAAAAAGAGCAUGUUUGGGUGGACGUCGGAGUACAAACAAUUGACCGACGAGUUCGUGCUGAAGCACUCCUCCCUCGACAACUACCUCUGGCUACGAUACUUCAAGGUCCUCAUCAUCAUCGCCUUCGUCGGUUGCUUGAUCACAUGGCCGAUUCUCUUUCCCAUCAACGCCACCGGCGGUGGAGGACAGGCGGGAUUGAACAUCCUCUCCUUCAGCAAUGUCGCCAAAGCACCGUACUUCUUCGCACACGCCGUCGUCGCCUGCUUGUUCCUGGGCUUCGUCAUGUUCGUCAUCACACGCGAGAGCAUCUUCUACAUCCACCUGCGACAGGCCUACCUCCUCUCCGCAAACAUGUCGAGCCGCAUCUCCUCCAAGACCGUCCUUUUCACCAAUGUUCCCGAGGAAUAUCGCGACGAGAGCAAGCUGCGCAGUGUCUUUCAAGGCGUGCGUCAAGUCUGGCUCGGGUUGGAGGUGGAGGAGCUCGAGGACAGUGUCGAUGACCGCGGCAAGGCUGCGAACAAGUUGGAGACAUCCGAAAUUAAGAUGAUUCAAACGCACCUCAAGGGAUUGAUUAAGAAGGACAAAAAGGCGGCCAAGAAGGCGAAGAAGAACAAGGAGACCACCCCCGAAGAGACCACCACCGAUGUGAUGGAGAUCAACAAGAAGGAUCGGCCGAUGCACCGCCUUCCCAAGUUGAAGUUUCUCCCUAUCGGCAAGAAGGUGGACAGCAUCGACUGGUCUCGCGGAGAGCUUUCGCGCCUUGUUCCUGAGACAGCACGUCUUCAGAACGAUGCCACUUCGGGCAAGUUCAACAAGGCAGCAGCCUGCUUCAUCGAGUUCGAGUCCGUCACCGCCGCUCAGCGUUCCAUGUCGCAGGCUCCCAAGGGUGUUCACGUCGCUGAGAUGGCCGUUGCACCCGAUCAAAUCAUCUGGAAGAACAUCGGCAAGUCGAGUUCCAGCCGCAGAACGAAGAAGAUCAUUUUCACCGCCGUCGUCUGGUGGCUCUGUAUCUUCUGGUCCAUCCCCGUCGCGGUCAUUGGAGCCAUUUCCAACAUUCAGUCUCUCACUGAAAAGGUGCCUUUCCUCGGCUUCAUCAACUCGAUCCCGUCCGUCAUUCUCGGCGUGAUCACUGGCUUGCUUCCGGUCAUCCUGCUUGCGGUAUUGAUGGCCUUGGUCCCGAUCUUCUGCAACAUUUUCGCCCGAACCUUUGAGGUCACCCAAGGAGCGGCCCAACUCAGAGUCCAGAACUGGUACUUUGCCUUCCAGGUCAUCCAGGUCUUCCUCAUCACGACAUUUGCCUCCGGUGCCGCGGCCGUGGCGCAGAAAAUCAUAAACGACCCAUCCCAGGCGCCUGGCUUGUUGGCCAACAAUCUUCCCAAGGCGAGCAACUUUUACAUCAGCUACUUCAUCCUGUUUGGCUUGCUUUCGGCGGCCCUGACACUGCUCAACAUCGCUCCGUUGUUGAUCCUCAACAUCCUCAGCAAGAUCUUGGACAAGACUCCUCGCAAGCUGUACAACCGCUACAUUACCCUGAGCGGUCUUGGCUGGGGUUCUCUGUUUCCGAAGUUCACCAACUUGGGCGUCAUCGCUUUGGCCUACUCUUGCAUUGCGCCGCUCGUACUGGGCUUUGCCACAGUCGGCUUCACUCUGUUGUACCUCGCCUUCCGCUACAGUGCUUUAUUCACCCUCGGAACCACCAUCGACACCAAGGGUGCCUGCUUCGCCCGAGCGCUCCGUCAAUUGGUCGUCGGCAUCUAUCUGUCCGAGAUCUGUCUGAUCGGUCUCUUCGGUAUCAACACAGGAACAGACCUCAUCUCGAUCGGUCCGCUGGUCAUCACCAUCAUCCUCCUCGUCCUUACCAUCGUCUGGCAAGUCCUGCUCAAGCGCAAGAUGAAGAAGCUCAUGGAGGAGCUCGCCAUGCGCGACGCACCUUCCAACCUGAACCUCGAGAAGGGCGAGAACGGAGUCGACGGCCACAACGGCCAGCAAACCCACCUUGGUAAGGACGGCUACGGCAACCCCGACACCACCGCGCCUCUCGACGGACAACAAGCUCACAUCGGCAAAGACGGCUACGAUCACUCCUCCCACGACACUGCCGUGCCUCAAAUCACCCCGAACAACGCCCCGCCCAAACCCACCGGCAUGGUCGGCCGCGUCAAAGCCUUCUUCAUGCCGGGCAAGUACGCCACCUCCGACGCACUGUCGGCCUACGUCAUCGGCGACCAUCUCUCCACUCCCGUCCGACCUUACACCAACACCGAGCGCCAAGAAGCCUACCUUCACCCGGCGGUCAGCGAGCCCGUGCCUGUCAUCUGGUUGGCAAAGGACAAGCUGGGACUGUCGCAGAGGGCCGUGCAAGGAAUCCAUAAGGACGUCGGCGAGGGACUGGAGGCCACGGAUGAGCAGGCCUGGUUCGAUGAAAAGGCCAAGGUGUGCUGGGAGAACUCAGACCCCACUGCAGCCCCGAUUUACGAGCAGCGUGUCGAGUAUUAGAGUGAAUCAAAAACGCUUUGGAAGUGGGAAGGUAUGGAACGAUGAAGGAGCAGCGUUUUUUACUUUUGGUCAUGGUUUGCUGUUUUUAAUGUUUUAGUGUUCUCGAACGAUACUUGAUACCACCACGGCAGUUUUAGAGAGAGAGAAAUGCAAUCAGUGCAAAG